Zophobas morio is the source of this 1995-nucleotide messenger RNA. RefSeq names its product ATP-binding cassette sub-family G member 5. Gene Ontology annotation, cellular component: plasma membrane; ATP-binding cassette (ABC) transporter complex. The transcript is spliced from 8 exons. Bases 32 to 1960 code for a protein of 642 amino acids. Gene Ontology annotation, molecular function: ATP hydrolysis activity; ABC-type transporter activity; ATP binding. Lineage: Eukaryota; Metazoa; Arthropoda; Insecta; Coleoptera; Tenebrionidae. The record is from RefSeq and is a predicted model, not a curated record. Gene Ontology annotation, biological process: transmembrane transport.
UCAGUCGUUUGCUGGAAGAGAUGAGUGCGCCAUGAUUUCGAGCGACUACGUGUUGGAACUGUCAAAUGUUUUCUACUCGGGGCAGGUGGAGCCGGGCUCCUGCAUGCAGAGGCUCAUGGGCAGCAUCAAGACGGGGGUCAUCCUGAAGGAUGUGUCGAUGACGGUCCACACGGGGGAGGUGAUGGCAGUACUGGGUUCGAAAGGGAGCGGCAAAAAGGCGCUGCUCGAUGUUAUCUCGCGGAGAGUCCAAGGACCCACGAGAGGUCAAAUUCUGCUCAACAACCAUCCGAUGAACCUGAGUUUAUUCCAGCAGAGGUGUGGGUACGUCACGCAUAAGUGUGACCUUAUUCCCGGACUGACGGUGGAGCAGACCCUGUUCUACACCCCCACGAAAUUCACCGGCUACUUGAAAAAAUCCAAAGUCAAACAAGUCAUGGCCGACUUGGCCCUGUCUCAAGUGGCCAACCGCUGCACCGAGAACCUAACUCAAAGCGAGUACCGCCGCCUCAUGAUCGGCAUCCAGCUGAUCAAAGACCCGGUUAUCCUACUCCUGGACGAGCCCACUUGGGAUUUAGACCCCUUAAACACCUACCUGGUCGUGUCUAUACUCUCCAACGCGUCGAAAAAAUACGGUACGGCCAUAAUCCUCACAAUGGAAAAACCUCGUUCGGAUGUCUUUCCAUUUUUGGAAAGAGUUCUUUACUUAUGUCUCGGCGACGUCGUUUAUACCGGAGGGACAAGGCAAAUGUUGGAAUAUUUCAACGCUAUCGGAUUUCCUUGUCCGCAGCUCGAGAACCCGCUCAUGUAUUACUUAUGUCUGAGUACCGUUGAUAGAAGAUCGAGAGAACGAUUCGUGGAAAGCAACCAUCAAAUAGCCGCAUUGGUGGAAAAGUUUAAAAUUGAGGGGAGUGCGUAUAGGAAGGGGUCGAUUAGUGGACCCAAUCAUGCGAUGGAGGGGACUUUGGGGGGAAAAGUACCCUUGCUGGUGAGUCGGCCGGGGGCGUGGCAAGUGGGGUGGACGCUGUACAGUCGGCUGCUAGUAGGUACUGUCAGUAUACAGAAGUAUGGACUUUUAAGAAUGUUCCUGAGGCUGCUUCUUCUACCUUUGUUUUUCUUUCUGCUGUGGAUUUUCUACCGGGAUAUGAAAAUGUAUCAACACACUUUCGUCACUCGAAGUGGAUUCAUACUGAAUUGUCUGUGUGGGGCGUACUUUUUUGGAAUACUGAACUCGAUUUUCUUAUAUCCGGCUUUCAGGACGAGGUACUUUCAAGAGUCGCAAGAGGGACUGUAUGGUGGUACCUUGUUUCUUAUAACUUAUAACCUAGUGUCCAUACCUUUUUCGUUUGUGUCUAUGGUGGCAGCAAGUUCUAUUGUUUAUCCAUUAGUCGGAAGUUUUGACGAACCUUUGCAGUACCUUUAUUUCGCUUUAGUACUAUGGGCUUGCUACAUUUUCGCCGAACAACAAACAAUGGCCAUCUUAAUGGUGGUGAAAAGUCGGCUUUCGGCAGCCAUAUUUAGCAUCUACAUCACGUGCAUCUGCAUUACUUUGGGUAGCGGAAUUUUAAGAUCCAUCAAAGGUCUCCAACAAUGGCUCUACUACCUCACCUACGCCACUCAAACCCGCUACGCCUCCGCCUUUCUCACUCGCCAAAUCUUCUCAAUCCCAGAACUCCUAGGGACUCUCCCUUACGACUCCAAACACAACUGCACCAACAUGAACCUUAUCGAAACCUCAAUAACUAACAACCACCUCGGGUACUGCCGCUACUCCAGCGGCCAAGAAUUCCUCAUCGAGCGGUACUCCAGAGACAAGACUGAAGUCAUCUUCAGCGACGGCAUCCUCGACUCCGACAUGAACAUAGGGAUUACUUUUGCCUUCGCACUAGGAAUGGUAAUCUUCAACCUCUUUCUGUACCUAAUCCCCCUCCCCGCAUUCGUUAAGGCUAAAUUUAGAGAAUAAUGUACAAAUAUUUAAUAAAAUGUAUUUAAAUUUGA